Molecule: messenger RNA, 1695 nt
Organism: Emiliania huxleyi CCMP1516
Lineage: Eukaryota; Haptophyta; Isochrysidales; Noelaerhabdaceae
Exons: 1
Coding region: 1-1695 (564 amino acids)
Biological process (GO): regulation of DNA-templated transcription
Molecular function (GO): DNA binding; DNA-binding transcription factor activity
Source: RefSeq, a predicted model, not a curated record
AUGAUGGCCCCGCUGCGGACCGCGUCGUCAGACUCAGAGGGCGUUGUGCUGAUCCCAGCCAUCACCAAGAGGAACACGACUGGCUACAAGAACGUGAGCUUCAACCGCAGCAAAAAGAAGUUCCAGGCCAGGUUCAAGGAUGGCGGCAAGAGUGUGUUCCUCGGCUCCUUCGACACCUCCGAAGAGGCGGCCAUCGCCUACGCUCGCUCAGAGUACGGCCGCGCCGACGCCGCCAAGAUGCUGCAGCCCCGCCCGGCUCCUUCUGCCGCUGGCGCCGAGGCGAUACGGCAGGCGGAGAGGGAGGGCCUGACUCUGGCUACGAGCAGCAGCAACAGCGGCUACAAAGGCGUGACCUUCUGCCCGAAACGGAAAGGCAGCAAGAAGUACAAGCUGAACGUGUGGGUUGGAGGCAAGAUGGUCACCCUCGGCCUCUUCGCCACCGCCGAGCAGGCGGCGCUCUUCUACGCCCGCAGGGAGGCGGGCAGGGACACCAGCGAUCUCACCGCACCGCCACCGCCGCCGCCACCGCCGCCGCCACCACCCGCGCCUUCCUCUGCCGCUGGCGCCGAGGCAGUCCGGCAGGCGGGGAGGGAGGGCCUCACCCUUGUCACUAGUAGCAGCAGCAACAGCGGCUACAAAGGCGUGACCUUCUGCCCGAAACGGAAAGGCAGCAAGAAGUACAAGCUGCACGUGUGGGUUGGAGGCAAGCAAGUCAGCCUCGGCCUCUUCGCCACCGCCGAGCAAGCGGCGCUCUUCCGAGCCCGCAGGGAGGAGGGAAGGGACACCAGCGAUCUCACCGCGCCGCCGCCGCCGCCGCCGCCGCCACCCGUGCCUUCCUCUGCCGCUGGCGCCGAGGCAGUCCGGCAAGCGGGGAGGGAGGGCCGCACCCUUGUCACCAGUAGCAGCAGCAACAGCGGCUACAAAGGCGUGACCUUCUGCCCGAAGCGGCAAGGCAGCAAGAAGUACAAGCUGCAGGUGACGGUUGGCGGCAAGAGUCUCGCCCUCGGCUACUUCGCCACCGCCGAGGAGGCCGCGCUGGCGCGUGCCCGGCACCUGUGGGACACAACCGUCCGCCUGCUCGUGCCGCAGCCACAGCAAGCACCGCCGCAAGGCGCAGCAGGGCCUUCUGAGGCCAGCAGCGUCGAGGAGGAGGAGGACGGCUUCGACCCGGCGGACACUGCUGAUGCCGUGGCUCUCUCGCUGCUCUCCGACCCGCCGCCUUCCGCGAGCGAGCAGAGGGCGAGGUGGCAGGCGCGCACAGCAGAACAGGCGGCCAGAGCGGAGGCUGCGGCGGCGGCGGCGGCGGCGGCGGCGGCGUGUGCUGCUCCGCCAUGCGACGACGAGGUGGAGGUGGAGGUGGAGGUGGAGAGCGAUGAGGAGGAGUCGGAGGCGGAGGCGGAGGCGGCUGCCGCAGCAAGGGUGGCGGCAGCUUCGGCAGCAACCGAGGAGCGCCGAGAGUGCGCCAUAUGCUUGGAUGACCUGAGCUCGCACCCCGAGUCGCGCCUGCAGCCGCGCGACCCGAACGGCUGGGGCGCCACGCGCUGCUGCAAGAGCCUCUUCCACUACCGCUGCCUGCACACUUGGCUCAACGACGACAGCGAGGUCGAGACGAGCCACGGCAUGGAUCCGAUCAACACGGCCUGCCCUGGCUGCCGAGGCUUCGUGUCGAAGUCGGCGUCGCGGAUGCUGGCCUAG